Messenger RNA from Telopea speciosissima, 1897 nucleotides. RefSeq names its product serine/threonine-protein kinase SAPK10-like. Gene Ontology annotation, molecular function: ATP binding; protein serine/threonine kinase activity. Gene Ontology annotation, cellular component: nucleus. NCBI's taxonomy places the organism in Eukaryota, Viridiplantae, Streptophyta, Magnoliopsida, Proteales, Proteaceae. The transcript has 9 exons. The record is from RefSeq and is a predicted model, not a curated record. Gene Ontology annotation, biological process: protein phosphorylation; intracellular signal transduction. The coding region runs from base 377 to 1465 and encodes 362 amino acids.
UCGAUCAGGUGGAUCAGAAAAGUAUCUACUGCGUGUAUGAGGUUUUUCGAUAGAAGAAGUGAAGUAAAAGCAGUUCACGAGCUGUCACCGGCUCUGCAACUCAUCUUUGUUUCAAUUAGAAGCACUACUGAAAAGAAGAAAAAAAGAAGAAAAGAAAUGGUGAACAUGCGAAUUUGGUCGAGGUAAGUAAGCUUCACGGACUUGAACUUCUCAUCCGUCUCUUUCUUCAACCAACAGUUUCUCGAUCGAUUAACGGAUGAUCGUUCUCGUGCCACGUAUCUGUGCGCUGGUUUGAUCGUGAUUAGGGUUUGUGUUUCGGUUUCUUUUAGUCCGAUAAUGUGAGCUGGACUUGGUUGGAGAAGAAGGUAGAGUUUCCAUGGAUCGAUCUCAAGUCACCGUUGGUCCUGGCAUGGAUAUGCCGAUAAUGCACGACAGCGAUCGGUAUGAGCUCGUCAAAGAUAUCGGUGCGGGGAAUUUCGGCGUGGCUAGGUUGAUGAGAGAUAAGCAGACUAAAGAGCUUGUGGCUGUCAAGUAUAUUGAGCGGGGUGAGAAGAUUGAUGAAAACGUACAAAGAGAAAUUAUCAAUCAUAGAUCACUGAGGCACCCCAAUAUUGUCAGAUUCAAAGAGGUCAUAUUAACACCCACCCAUUUGGCUAUUGUGAUGGAAUAUGCGUCUGGUGGAGAGCUGUUUGAGCGCAUAUGCAAUGCGGGCCGGUUCAGUGAGGAUGAGGCCCGUUUCUUCUUCCAGCAGCUUAUAUCAGGAGUCAGCUAUUGUCACUCAAUGCAAGUAUGCCACCGAGACUUGAAGUUGGAAAACACACUGUUGGAUGGAAGUCCUGCUCCUCGUUUAAAGAUAUGUGAUUUUGGCUACUCUAAGUCAUCAGUGCUUCAUUCGCAACCAAAGUCUACUGUCGGUACCCCUGCAUACAUUGCUCCAGAAGUUUUACUGAAGAAAGAGUAUGAUGGCAAGAUUGCAGAUGUGUGGUCAUGUGGGGUAACACUUUAUGUGAUGCUGGUGGGUGCUUACCCUUUUGAAGACCCUGAGGAGCCGAAGAACUUCCGGAAGACUAUACAGCGAAUAUUGAGUGUCCAGUAUUCAAUUCCUGACUAUGUUCACAUAUCUGCUGAGUGUCGCCACCUGAUCUCAAGGAUCUUUGUUGCCGACCCAGGAACGAGAAUAACCAUUCCUGAGAUCCGGAACCACGAAUGGUUUCUAAAGAACCUUCCUGCAGACCUUACGGAUGAGAACCCAAUGAACAAUCAGUUUGAAGAACCUGAUCAACCUAUGCAGAGAAUCGAUGAGAUCAUGCAGAUCAUAGCCGAGGCUACCAUACCUGCUGCGGGAAAUCGUGGACUCAAUCAGUUUCUAACUGAGAGCCUGGAUAUUGAUGAUGACGACAUGGACUUGGAGUCUGAUCCUGAAAUUGAUGUAGACAGCAGUGGGGAGAUAGUCUAUGCAAUUUGAUCAGCAGGCAAUGCGUCUAUGAUUUGAAAACUAGCUUCUGUGGCAAAGCUCACUCACUACAUUCAUUCUGGGCAACAUUUGAAGGUUUGGGGAAAGUGGGGCAUGUGAGACUACUGAUCAAUGGGUAGCUGCUAAAUUUACAAGAAGGAAAGUGGGUCCCCUCAUGCUAUGCCUAUCGGAAUCUAAAAUGUUCAUAUUACGUAUAGCUUUGACCAGUCUGUAUGUUUGCAAGGAAUUAGUGGGUUGUAGGGAGGGGUGGGAUUCUGGAUCUGGAAAUUUGAAGGUUCAUGUGAGAACCAAUCUCUCCCCCAUAUUGUUGGCCUGUUUAUUUGUUGUGUGCUGUAGUUAUAUGCUUCACUUUCACUUUCUUUUGCCAUUUCCUAGUGGGAAUGUAUAUGUACUUUAUUACAAUCACCAAACAUUUGCUCCAAA